Messenger RNA from Rhea pennata, 4595 nucleotides. RefSeq lists its product as uncharacterized. NCBI's taxonomy places the organism in Eukaryota, Metazoa, Chordata, Aves, Rheiformes, Rheidae. The transcript has 14 exons. Bases 25 to 4341 code for a protein of 1438 amino acids. Gene Ontology annotation, biological process: regulation of DNA-templated transcription. The record is from RefSeq and is a predicted model, not a curated record.
GCGGCGGAGCCGGCGGCGGCGGCCAUGUCCCGCCGGGGCCCCGCUGAGCUCUUGACGUGGGACUCGGGCAGCAGCGAGCGCGUGCCGGUGCAGGCCAUGGGGCCGCGGGCUGCCGCAGGGCAGGCCAAAGCCCACACGCAGCAGCUGCAGGAGCUGCGGAGCAGGACGGAGAGGGCGGAGCGGAGGCUCCUGGCCUGCGAGAACCUAGUUGGGGAGCUGGGCAGCCAUGUGGCCGCGCUGGGCACCCUCCUCCAGGGCUACGGCCAGCUCCAGCAGCGCCUGGACAAUGUGGAGAACCUGCUGAAGAACAGGAACUUCUGGCUUCUGCGGCUGCCGCCGGGCACCCGAGGCGAAGUCCCCAAGGUGCCAGUCACAUUUGAUGAUAUUUCCGUGUACUUCAAUGAGCAGGAGUGGGAGAGACUGGACAGCUGGCAGAAGGAUCUGUAUAGAGCUGUGAUGAGGGGGAACUAUGAGACCCUGAUCUCCUUGGACUACGCUGUGUCCAAGCCUGACAUCCUGUCCCGCAUGGAGAGGGAUGAAGAGCUCUGCACCAAAGAUAUUGAGGAGCCCCCACAGACAUGUGUCCAGGACAGUCAGGAGCCCUCACAGACAUGUAUCCAAGACGGUCAGGAGGCCCCACAGACGUGUAUCCAAGAUGGUCAGGAGCCGCCGCAGCCACCAGAAGAGACAGACUGGGAGGAGGAUGCGCUGGGAGAAGAUGAAGUCCCCAUGGAAGCUGACACAGACUACGGUGUAUCCAAGCCUGACAUCCUGUCCCGCAUGGAGAGGGAUGAAGAGCUCUGCACCAAAGACAGUGAGGAGCCCCCACAGACAUGUACCCAAGAUGGUCAAGAACCCCCACAGACGUGUAUCCAAGACAGUCAGAAUCCCCCACAGCCACCAGAACAGACAAACCAGAAGGAAAAGGAAUUGGAAGAUGAAACCCCUAUGGAAGCUGACACAGAACUCCCUAUCUUGGUGAUGAAUGUCAUGUCCCUGAGUGCACAAGAAGAGGAGUUGAGCAGGGAGAAUCAGCCAGAGACAGAGGUGGAAGAGGACCCAGUUGAGUUCAGUGCCAAGGAAGGCUUUUCACUGGAAAAUGAAACAGCCUGUGAUGGGACUUCUCCUCUGGAGAAUGUGGAAGUGAAGAAGGAAGCACCCGAGGCAUUGCAAGAGGUUUCCACACCCUCUCCUGACCUAGAAAUCCAGAAAUGCCCAAAAAAGGAGGAGACCAAGGCCAAGAGCAAGAAGAAGCCAAACAGGUGUGCAGCUAGCAGCCUGCUGAUGGGAACCUGUCGGCGGGGCUAUGUACGGGAGUGGUCGCACCCCUGCACAGAGUGUGGGAAGCGAUUCCGUCUGAAAAUCAACCUCAUCAUCCACCAGAGGAGCCAUGCCAAAGACGGGCCCUAUGAAUGCACGGUGUGCGAGAUCAGCUUUGCAGACAAAAGCCAUCUGGACCUGCACCAGAGCAUCCACACGGAAGGCAGGGCUUUUGGGGCCAAGGUCUGGGGGAACGUCCAUCCGGAGUUGAGGAUCGGGCCGAGGAAGAAGUUCUGCGGGGCUCUCUAUGGAGGCGCCUACAGUCUGGAUCACAGGGCGCGCACUGGGGAGUCCUGGCUGGGCCAGGCAAAGAAUGAACCGGACGCAAGGAGCCUGCCCAGCACGCAUUUCUCCCAAAACCACAGACGCAGGACACAUGACAAGUCUCUGCUGAAGUGCAAUGUUUGCCGGAAGAGUCUCUCGUGCCCGUUUUCCCUUCGGAGACACCUGCAGACCCAUGCCCGUGACAGACCAUAUCACUGCAGUGACUGCAAGAAAUCCUUCACCCGCAGAACGCACCUUUCACGCCACCAGAAAAUACACGACCGCCAGAAAGCCCUGGAGGAUAUGGUCCAACAGAAAGCCCUGGAUAUGGUCCAACAGCCCAAGACAGCCCAGUCCAAGGCUGUCCUGCCUGUGCCCAAGCAGCCCCAGCAAAGGGAAGCCCUAGGGGUACCCAAAGAAGAGGAUGUUCCUUGCUCACUGAAUCAUGCAUCGAAGAGUGAUGUUAGUCCUGCACCCACUGCAACCGAAGCUGAUGCUCUCUUGGUCAGUCCUGCAAAUCCCGUACUUUCAGAUAGGCACUGCCAAAUCCACCACUUUGGUGGGAGAGCAAUCCAGCCUGUUGUAAGACUAGGAAAUAGGGCUGUGGUUUUGGGCACGACUGAUAAAUGCAGCGAGGACGGCAGCCCGGCGCCUGAUUCAUUCCCGGCUGUUCCUCACGUCUCUGCUCAAAGCGAUGUGAUGACUGAAAGCACCAAACGAAAGAAGUUGCCGGAGCGCCGCUUUUCAAGAUGGCGGCGCCCUGCCUCGGCGGAAACUGGCGGCGGACAUGUUGGCUACGGGCAGCCCUCGGCGGUGGGCGGGGCCGCGGGACGCUCCCGGCGUGCAGCGCGGCACGUUCCCGGCGUGCAGCGCGGCGCUGCACCGGCUCCUGCCGGGGCCAUGGCCGCCUGGGCGCCGCCGCAGGCACAGGGAUGGGACUCGGGACCCCGCUGCCCACUGCCUCUCCAACCUGCCGCUGUCCUGGAACAAACACGUCCCCAAAACACGGAGGUUUCCACGCGAACCCUCGUGGCAGCAAUCCAAGCUGUGGAGAGGAAGCUGGAUUCCUUUGCCACACGGUUGCUAGACCUGGAAGGGAGAACAGGGGCAGCUGAGAAAAAAAUACUUGACUGUGAGAAAACAGAGAUGGAGUUUGGGAACCAGCUGGAGAGCAAAUGGGCUGCGCUGGACACCCUCCUCCAGGAGUACGGGGUGCUCCAGCGGCGCCUGGAGAACAUGGAGAACCUGCUGAAGAACAGGAACUUCUGGAUCCUGCGGCUGCCCCCCGGUGUUAACGGAGACAUCCCGAAGGUCCUGGCAGCAUUUGAUGACAGUACAGUCUUCCCUCAGGAGGAGCGGGGAGGCCUGGAGCACCAGCAGGAGGAGUGGUACAGGAACGCGCUGAGAGGGAGCUGCGAGCCCCUGAUCUCGCUAGACUAUGCCAUUUCCAAGCCCGAUGUUCUGUCUCGGCUUGAGCGAGAAGAGCCGCGUCGGCGGGAGCGACCCAGCCAGGAGGGGAGAGUGAGCUCGGCAGACCCCAGCGCAGAGCCUCUGAGCUGCAGCCUGGAAGUCUCUCUGCAGAUCAAGCAGGAGGAAGAGCAGGUCGAAGAAGAUCAGCACGAUGUGGAAGGAGAUGCUCAGGAUACACCCGCAGCAGCAGCAGCAGCUUGGCUGCCCGGCUGGGAGAAGGAGCAGGGCGCGGAGCGGGACGUGACCCAGCUGGAGCCCCCCCAGUCUGCGGCAGGACGGCUGGACGGCAGCGUUUACCCAGGCACGCAGCAGGGCCGGGCAGGUGAGACUCCGCAGAGCCAGGACACAGCACAAACGGGCCCAGGCCCGGAGCGACCUGCGCUGCUGGAGCGAGGAGCCAGCACGGGGGGAGCCGCGGCAGCGAGACUGUUCCCGUGCUCAGCCUGCGGCAGGAGCUUCAGCCGCCAAGAGCUCUUCGGCCAGCACCAGUGCACGGGCCCGGGGCAGCGCCCCGAGGGCCUGGUGCCGCCAGCCAGCACGGCCAAGCCCGCACGCGCGGCCAGCACCCGGGCCUACGUGUGCACAGAGUGCGGCAAGAGCUUCAUCCACCAGUCCACGCUCACCACCCACUACCGCACCCACACCGGCGAGAAGCCCUACCCCUGCGGCACCUGCCCCAAGCGCUUCGGGCGGCUCUCCACGCUGCUGGAGCAUCAGCGCACCCACACUGGCGAGAAGCCCUACGCCUGCGGGGAGUGCCAGAAGCGCUUCGGGCGCCUGUCCACGCUGGAGCAGCACCGCCGCACGCACACGGGCGAGAAGCCCUACAAGUGCGCCCAGUGCGAGAAGAGCUUCACGCGCCUGGCCAACCUGACGGUGCACCAGAACACGCACGCUGGCGAGCGGGCCUACCAGUGCGCCCAGUGCAGCCAGAGCUUCGCCCAGAAGCCCUAUUUCCUCAAGCACCUCCGCAACCACUCCCGGGAGAAGCUCUACGAGUGCUCCGAGUGCACCAAGAGCUUCGUGUGCCACUCCUGGCUCCUGCGGCACGCGCUCACCCACAGCGGGGAGCAGCCGCACCGCUGCGGGGACUGUCCCGAGAGCUUCGUGCAGCACGAGCACGCCCUCAAACACCAGCGAGUGCACGGUGGGGGGUGCCCCUGCCCCACAGCCCCCCGCUGCCCGCCGGCACCCCUUUCCCACAAGGGCAUGGGUGAGGGCCAGGCUUUUUCCCCGCCAGAGCACACAGGCGCUGCGCUAUCCAUGAAGGUAGAGAGUACGGAGUGACGAUGGGGACACAGGGGCGGCUGUCCUGCUGUCUGCCCCACCGCAUGCCACGGGUGUUGCUGUGCAGACUGCACGCGCCUCUAACCGCGCCCCGGGGAGAAGCCACGUGAGGGACUGAUGCCCUAGGGAAGGUACCAUGGUGUUGGGAGUGUUCCUGCGCACCCGUGCAGGGUCUGUGGGGUGGGGGCUGCGGCUCAUGCGGUGUUGCUAUGCUCUAAGCUGCUUCAGCUGUGAAUAAAGACGCUGGGAAGGUG